Molecule: messenger RNA, 4227 nt
Organism: Neospora caninum
Lineage: Eukaryota; Apicomplexa; Conoidasida; Eucoccidiorida; Sarcocystidae
Exons: 9
Coding region: 1-4227 (1408 amino acids)
Cellular component (GO): nucleoplasm; nucleolus
Source: RefSeq, a predicted model, not a curated record
AUGUAUUCGGAGGUUGGAGAGAAGAGAGAGAAGAGCACCGCGUCGCAUCUUUCGUCUCUCAGCAGCCACAAACCGGAGUGUGCGCCGGAGGAUCUCAGCAGGCUGUGGACGGAAGGCGAAGCAGCGUCUCUCUCGGCGCAUCUUCUUCCAGGGCGUCGGCGAGUUCUCCAGUGGUCCCUCCCGACUUUGCUGUCUCGCGCGUCUCGCCCGCAGUCCAUCGCCUUCGCCGCAGUUCUCGUCGACGCAUGCGCCCGGCAGCCGAUCUUCGCGGAAGACAAAGGCGAUCAUGGCGACCAGGCAGUGGGAAGGCAAGGCAGCGGUGAACGAGGCGGAGACAGCCGCGCAAACGCAGACGCCACACAAAGCGCGGAACGGCAAGAACACGCGGGCUCACAUCUAUGCCCGCGUGGCUCAGGAGACAAUGCGAAUCAGGGAACGGAUGUCUCUUCUUCCUCUUCUUCGGAAUCUCCGAAGGCGACGUGGGGCUCUUGUUCCGUGCUGAAGGAGACCGUCCAGAAGGCAGCCGCGAAGGCGCAAAUCCUCGUUGUUGCCGUUCAGCAGGUCCAACGCGGACACCGCGAACUCUGGAAAGAGUGUCUAGACUCAAUCGUCAGAGAUCUCCCUGCUCCGUCUUCCUCCUCUUCCUCCUCUUCCUCCUCUUCCUCCUCUUCCUCCUCCUCUUCCUCUUCUUCCUCCUCUUCUUCCUCCUCUUCUUCCUCCUCUUCUUCCUCCUCUUCUUCCUCGUCUUCCUCUUCUUCUUCCUCGGAAGAGGAGGCCUUUGAGGGGCUGUUUUCUGUGUUGCCUCGGCGCUUCGAGAACCAGCUUCUUCUGGUGUACAUACGCCGCUCUCUCGCCUCAGACACCUGUCUGUUGGAGACCGCAGCUGUGCAUUUGGGCGCUCGGCGUGGCCCGAGGGGAAAGCGGGACGGCGAGCGCGCAGCCAAGGUGUCUCCUGUCUCUUCGCUGUCUCCUGCGUGCAUGCACCGCGAAAGCGACAAAGACGCGAGCAGCAGGCAGGAGCCGGACGCAGGCGACUACGGCGCAGUUUUCUACGGAGGCGUGGCUGUUCGGCUGACGCUCUUCAAUUCCGUCCUGAGCUUUGCGGCUGUCGAUGUCUUCCGCGAAGAGGACGAGAGUGAAGACGAACGCCAGCGAAAUGAAGUAGAAGGGAGCGAAGGGGAGGCGAGGAAGGCCCGGAGGAGCAGAGCCCGGAGAGACAGUGAACGAAGAAAGGCGAUAAAGGCGCUGCAGUGUCAGCAACUUUGCUCCAUCCUAAACGGUUUGCACUUUAAGGUGGACAGCGGCUGGCAGCCAAGUGUCUCCUGCCUGCCGCUGCUUGUCCUCGGAGCUCCGAAUCUUCUGCCGCCUGGCCCCGGUGUCGUCCACAUCCCCACCGGCGCUUCUCCUUCCCCUAGUUCUUCUACGUCGUCGUCUUGUUCCUCCGGUUCUCAUCCGUUAACCCUAGCCUCCUCGCCCCGUUCCGAGCCAGCCGCUGCCCUGGGGUGGAGAGAAGACAGGGAAGACUCGUCGCUUUCUGCUCCUUUCUUCCUGCGAGUGAAAGCCGGCGAGAACGCAGUCGGCAAAAUGUCAUUGUGGCAGGACACGCACGCCCGAGCGGCCCUCGAAAGGGAGGGGGAAGCAGCUGGCGCUCUUCCGGCCGGUGCCCUGCACGAGGAAAGCACGAAAAAACGGGAAAGAACGUGGAAAUGCACCUGGGCGCAAGGCACGUGGGCAGUCGAGGUGGCCGACGUUGCCAUGCUGAGAAGCGCAUGCAGAAAACUCACAAACGUUCUCUUGACAGCUGCUCCUGACGAAGUCAGUCGCGUGAGCGUCGAUCCGCCUCUCCUCGACCUCCCGCCUGUUCGGCCCUACGAGCCUCUCCCUUUCUGCGUUUGCAUUUCAAACGAACAUUCUUGCCUCCCCGCUUGCUACUCCAUCUUGUGCCUCAGCGCGUCAGGUCGCUCUAUUGUUCCCUUAGUCACUCGGUCUCGUCUCCACUCAACAAGCGAUAAACGCACAACAUUUCCCUCCCUAGUCUCUUCUUCUGCUUCUUCUUCCUCUUCGUCCUCCUCUUACUCUUCUUCCUCUGCUUCUUCUUCCUCUUCUUCCUCUUCCUCUUCUUCCUCUUCUUCCUCUUCUUCCUCUUCCUCUUCUUCCUCUGCUUCUUCUUCCUCUUCGUCCUCCUCUUCGUCCUCUUCUUCGUCCUCUUCUUCUUCCUCUUCGUCCUCUUCUUCUUCCUCUUCUUCCUCUUCCUCUUCUUCCUCUUCUUCGCUUUUUUCUUUCUGGGCUCAAAGUGCGACGCUUGCAGCCCGAGCUGUACAGACAGAGAGCGGCGGACCCUGCGCGUUGGCUGCGACGCAGUCGGAAGAGAAACGAGAGUCUCCGUUUUCCGGCUCCGAGACCGAUCGAACUGUCUCCGGGGACUCUCAGGACGACGCGUGGCCUGCCGCCUCAGCAGCCGCUCCGCAAUUCCCCGGGCGCACCUCGCGAGCGUUUUCCCCUGACUCGCGCGCGUCAGCGGAGUCUUCUUUCUGCGCUUCUCACCCGCAAGAAGAGGCGCCCGGAGGGCGCCGAGGCAAUCCCAACAUGCAGAGGAGCGAGGCGCGCGGCGAAGCCGAAGAAACACGCGACGGUCGAGGAUCCUUUGCACAGUCGCGCGAAGCCUGCUCACGCCGCGCAGAUGGGACACGCGCCCCGCCCUCCCAGCCGGGCGAGGACGCGAAGGAAGAGGAGCGACGAAACGGACAGAUUCGCCUGGAAAAAUGGUUGCAUGUGGACCAGCCGGAAGGCUACAUUCCCUGCGGCGGCUCAGUGCUUCUCCACCUCACUCUGAAUGUCCAGGAGACCAUCUUGGAGGCGCAGGAUCUCGUUUCUGCGGUUCUCGUGAUUCGCCUCGCGGACAGUGGCCAAGACAUGUUUUUCUCCCUCUCAACUUCUCUCCUGCCGUCGCUACUCGGCGCGUCACUGACGGAGUUGCAGGCGCUCGGGCCUCGAUCCAUUCGCGCAUGUCCGCCGGCACCGCUUUGCGUUUCGGCGUCGUCGAGUCGCAAAGAGAGUCCUCACGACGCCGGCGAGGAAGGGCCUUGCGGACCGCAAGCAGCUGUAGCGGCGGGGGACGACCGGAGAGGUGGGAGGAAACGGCCGAAGGAAAUCUCCCGAGACACCCGCGAAACGGAACGAAAGACGCCCCUCCCGAAGGAAGCUUGGUGGCUGCUGGUGUACAUCUACGACCGCCUACAAGAAUGGACAAAAGGAAAGAAAAACAGACGCAGGAACGCUCCGCAACCAAGUCGUUCUUCCUCGCUGUCCUCUUCCUCGUUAGCCUCUUCGGUGUUUGAAUCGGAAAGAAGUCCCGGGAGUUUGCGACGCUUCGACUUGGCGCGUUUCCUCUCGAGCCCCAGCAGCGUCUCGCUGCUUCGCCCGGCUUAUCUUCGGGGAAACACGGCCUUCUUCCGGCGUGAAGCGGAGGAAGAUCGCGAGCGAUUUCGAUGCGGCUGCCGGGCGUGCACCGCUCGCCAAGGGAAGGCGGAGUGUAUGGACACAGUGCGCGCCGCAGCGGGUGGGGAUCACUCGGAGAAAGAAAGAGGCUCGGAGGACGAGGAGGCAGGCCAAACCGAGCACGCGAGUGGAAACAAAUAUGAAAAACGACAAAACGCGGACGCUCUCUCUACUCCAAAUGGAGAUGCACUUCCCUCGCCUUGCAAUGCGUCGGGUUCGGCCAACAGCGAAGAGAGAAGAGAAAUCAAGUUGCGAGAAGAAACCGAACUAGUACGCAUGUGCAUCGAGAGCGGCGUCGCGAUCCCUCCAACCGUCUCCGUGGAUGCAGCUCUCACGGUUCUUGCGAAUUGGGGAUCGACCGUGGUGAUUGUACCACCCGAGUUUGCCGUUCGAGAAGUGGAGGAAGACGCACUUCACGUUCUCUGUCGGGCGAUGCUUCUCAGCUUACCGACCGUUCAAAGGGCCGCUCGGCCGCAGGAAAGGGAAACCGAAGGCAGAAAAAAGGAACGGAUACACGAGCAGGAAGAGGAAGAAAAAAGAGCAGGAGAGCGAGAAGAAAGAGAGGCAGACGGAGAGGAAGAAAGAGGGGAAGAAGGAGAGGAAGAAAGAGAGGAGAGAGAAAUCGAUGGCUUUCUUUUGCACGCACUGAUUGCUUGGUUGGGGAGAUGGCUGACUCCUGAGUCGCCUCCACAAGUGGCGUCUCUCGUUCUGGAACAUUUUUUGCGUUAG